Molecule: messenger RNA, 1553 nt
Organism: Neoarius graeffei (lesser salmon catfish)
Lineage: Eukaryota; Metazoa; Chordata; Actinopteri; Siluriformes; Ariidae
Gene: nsl1
Product: NSL1 component of MIS12 kinetochore complex
Exons: 6
Coding region: 23-781 (252 amino acids)
Biological process (GO): mitotic sister chromatid segregation
Cellular component (GO): MIS12/MIND type complex; kinetochore
Source: RefSeq, a predicted model, not a curated record
UUUGAAAAGUUGGCGCGAGAAGAUGGCGGAUCGAAAUGGAGUUUCGAUAUCAACAGCGGAGAAACAGCAAGAUUUCAGAGUCAAUGUCAAAUCGAAGAGAAUGGUCACUCAUCAGCUGACAAAAUAUAAAAGUUUGCUCAUAAAGUUGCUCGAGCGUCAACCGGAACUGAAUGAAAGCGAUGUGGAAAAGAUGUUGCAAGAAAUGCUGUUGAAUUUUGAGGUUGCAGUGCAGGAGAACAUCUCUGUUGGAGGUUUCUCCUGGGAUGAAGCAGCAGCAGAAGAGAACUGUGAAGAUUACGAGUGCAGCAUAAUGGAUGACCUGCUGGAUGAGAAGAUUGUCCAGACCAGUUGGAAACGCAGCGUUUACCCAAAGAAAAUUCUGCCGUAUUUUGUACGGUCCCUGAAAGCUGAACGCAAACUUAUGAGUUUGUUUGAAACUGCAGUGAAGCCACAAGAAGUGAAGCGAGAUCCUGUUCAGGACACCGUAAUGAGCAGUGUUUCUGCUGCUGCACCCAGGAUGUUCACACAAGCGUCUACAGUCAUGAAGUCUCUGAAAGACGUGAAGCAGAUGGCAGAAGGUCUUCACCAGGUGCUGAACACACAGCCGUCAGCUGAGACUCUGGAGGCCUACGGAGAUGUGUUCUGUUGUGAUGGAAAACAUUCUGAAGUCCGGUGCAGCAGCGAGGAGUCUGCUAACAGACACUCCAUCAAAAGGGCUGCGUCUGAGAGAGAAUACAGCAUGCAAUAUGCUCCUAUGACUCCACCCAUUCAAGAGCAAUAAGGUGUGCAUGUGUGGUGUUUUGUAUGGCUUGUUCUUUUGCGGUGUGUUUUACUGGUCUGUAAACAUGUCUAUAAAAGUUCUAAACUAACCUUCUCUUGGUUUCAUAAUCACUUCAAAGCUGAUUGGUUUCUCAGGUGGAGCUGGUCAUGUGCCGAUAUUUGUAUCUAGAAGAUGGCUGAAAACGUUUCACUCUGUUUAGAUGGGGUUUCCUGUUGAUUCUUUCCUUAGUUUCCUUCCAUUCCUCAAAAUAUAUGCCUAAUUUACUCAUCUCGCCUAACACUCACUGCAGAUAUACACUAAAUAGCCAAAAGUAAGUGCACCCCUGACCAUCAUGCCUGUGUGUGAUUUUUCUACAAAGUCUGAAGCACACAAUUGUAUAAAAUAUCUUUGUAUGUGGUAACAUUACCAUUUUGUUUUGAAACUAAGAAACCGAAACCUGUUCCGGCAUGACAGUGCACCUGUGCACAAAGCAAACUCCAUGCUGUGUUAAGGUUGGACUGGAAGAACUCGAGUGUCCUGGACAGAGCCCUGACUGAACUCAACCCCACUGGAGCCUCUUCACUCAACAUCAGUGCCUGUUCUCAUUAAUGCACUUGUAGCUGAACUGAAUGAACACAGCCACACCCCAAAAUCUAGUGGAAGGCUUUCCCAGAAGAGUGGAACUUAUCAUAACUGGGAAUAACUCGAUAUUAAUGUCAUGGCUUUCAAACUGAAUGUUCAGCGUGUAUGUGGGUGCUAUGGAUCUCUUUUGUAUUAAAAGUUACGAAAAUAA